Messenger RNA from Hyla sarda, 3373 nucleotides. It is a transcript of the gene GPD1L, whose product is annotated as glycerol-3-phosphate dehydrogenase 1 like. Gene Ontology annotation, cellular component: cytosol; glycerol-3-phosphate dehydrogenase (FAD) complex. The coding region runs from base 11 to 1276 and encodes 421 amino acids. The transcript has 8 exons. Gene Ontology annotation, biological process: glycerol-3-phosphate catabolic process; carbohydrate metabolic process. Gene Ontology annotation, molecular function: glycerol-3-phosphate dehydrogenase [NAD(P)+] activity; NAD binding; protein homodimerization activity. Lineage: Eukaryota; Metazoa; Chordata; Amphibia; Anura; Hylidae. The record is from RefSeq and is a predicted model, not a curated record.
UGUGGUGAGGAUGGGAGGGGAUAACCACAAGGGAGGGAGCUGGGGGCGGUACUUUAUUAGAAUUUCCUGGGUGAGGAAAGACCACAACCCCCAGAAUGCUGUGAGGCUACGGUCGCCGAACUGGGACAUAACAGUUGGCCUCCACCUUGUUACUCUUCAAAAUACUAGUGUGUCCGGGGACAACAACAAGGAGCAGUCACCUCAGGAGCCGCAACAAACAGCCAUGGCCGCCCCGCUCAGAGUGUGCAUCGUGGGCUCCGGGAACUGGGGCUCUGCCGUUGCAAAAAUUAUAGGAAACAAUGUGAAAAAAAUUGAAAAAUUUUCCCCGACAGUCAACAUGUGGGUGUUUGAAGAGAAUAUUAAUGGAAGGAAGCUGACUGACAUCAUCAACACGGAUCAUGAGAACGUGAAAUAUCUCCCUGGUCAUAAGCUACCGGAGAAUGUGGUUGCAGUUCCCAAUCUGAGUGAUGCAGUGAAAGAUGCCGACCUCCUUGUGUUCGUCAUUCCUCACCAGUUCAUACACAAAAUCUGCCAGGAAAUCUCAGGGAAAGUUCCUUCCAAAGCUCUUGGGAUAACACUUAUCAAGGGUAUAGAUGAAGGCCCUGAGGGGCUAAAGUUGAUUUCUGACAUUAUUCGUGAGAAAAUGGGCAUAGAUAUCAGUGUGUUGAUGGGAGCCAACAUUGCCAAUGAAGUGGCAGCAGAAAAGUUCUGUGAGACAACAAUAGGAAGUAAAGUCAUUGAACACGGCUUUUUAUUCAAAGAACUUUUACAGACUCCAAACUUCCGUAUUACUGUAGUGGACGAUGCUGAUACUGUGGAACUGUGUGGCGCCUUAAAGAACAUUGUGGCUGUGGGUGCUGGCUUUUGUGAUGGUCUCAAGUGUGGUGAUAACACGAAAGCUGCUGUUAUCCGUCUGGGACUCAUGGAAAUGAUUGCAUUUGCCAAGAUCUUCUGUAAAGGUCAAGUUUCAACGGCUACAUUUUUGGAGAGCUGUGGAGUUGCUGAUCUCAUUACCACUUGCUAUGGAGGGCGUAAUAGAAAAGUGGCCGAGGCAUUUGUUAACACUGGCAAGAGUAUAGAAGAACUUGAAAAGGAGAUGCUGAACGGACAGAAACUACAAGGACCUCAGACCUCUGCAGAGGUGUAUCGUAUCCUUCAGCAGAAAAGCAUGGUAGACAAGUUCCCUCUUUUCACUGCUGUGUAUAGAAUCUGCUAUGAAGGUAAACCUGUGGAAGACGUUAUUUCCUGCCUGCAGAGCCAUCCUGAGCAUUUGUAGUGUGUUUUUCUUUUUUUUUUUUUCUUUCUAAAAAUGUUUAUGCUGCAAAAUCCAGGAGCCUAGCCUCCACUAAUGCACAAAAGAGAGUGUGUAAAAUCUGUCAGUUGUAAAAUCAGUGUGACAUGUUGGUAUUCAAGAAGCAUGUUUUGCACAGAUCAUGAAGAAAUUGUCUGUAAAAGUUUGUUCACACUUGCAACUCUGUAACUGAUAUAUAUCUAUAUAACUUUAGCUUGCACAUCUCGAACCAUAGAAACAACUCCAUUUAAGAGAAACUAAAAGCUCCCUAUUUCCCUAUAAAUUUCACCAUUUCAUCACAGGGGUAGUGAACAGCAUUUCCACACUGUCUAUUUUUCCUGCAAUGCUGCUCUUUUGGUUUAAAAAUAAAAAAAAAAAGAUAAAAUUGAAUGUCUGUUCUGGUGUGGUAACUAGUCGGCAGCAUGUAGUCAUGCAUGGCCGCAGCAUGUUGUUGUGCAGCCCCCUCCCACUCCAGCUUGAUUGACACACUUAAUGUAGGAAAAGCCAUGCGCAUCCUGGCCGACGGGAGACAUGAAUGAGAGGAAGAAGGGCAUGGGCAGCUCCUCCAUGACACAUGUUGGGACCACUGAUCAAAGUUGUUUUUUACAAAAAGUGCAGCGUCACAGGAAACCUAUGGACACAUUGUUAGAGCACCCUUUUUAAUAGAAGUUUGUAGGGCAGUAGGUUGCUGUCAGGUUCCCUUUUAAGAUAUAUGGUAUAGGAGAUUCCACACACAGUGGUUCUGUUGCAACAAAGGCACAAAGGAAGUCUUUAACUCUAAGAAUUUUUGCCACAAUUAUGCUGGGUUCACAUCAUUGUCAUUUUUCUUGUUCAUCGAAGCAGAACAAAAAAUUAGGGUGCCAGAUCCCCUGCAUAUCAUACAUGAAAGUCACCCAUUUUGCCAAAAAUGGGGUCCUUGUGGUUUCAAUUACUGUGUCCAGCAUUUACCAGAUAAAAUAGCAAUACAUAAUGCACUAUGUGACAGAUUGUUUUAGUAGGAUCUGUGAUGGAGUGCACUUGUGGAACUUCUGAUAUGGAUGUGAAUAAAGUCUAACUUCCUACAACAAGUUCGCCUAAGGGUAUGUUCACACUGCGCAAUCUCAGCUGCGGACGCCUGAGAUUCUGUCAGGCGGCUGCAGCUGAAGCUACUUCGGCGGUAGGACUGUGGGGGCACUGCGCAGUCACAAUUGACGGCUAUGCAGUACUUGCAGAAUUUUGCGCAAAGAAUGAACAUGUUCUUUGAGUGGAACAAUUUAGGCAGCAGAAUUGUCCACCGCUGAAAUUCCGCAGUGUGAACGGGUUUCGCGUUCACACUGAUGGGAAUGUUCACACUGCGAAAUUCCUGCAGAAUUCCGUGCAGUGAACAUACCCUUUUAAAGAAAUUAUUGAUGGAUCAAUGGCAACACCUGAAAACUGAAAGCUAAUCACUUUGGACCACGUGUAUGAUGUAUGAACUUGCCAUAGCGGUCUACAAUAUUAUAUAGUAUAUCUGCAUGCCAACUCUGUAACCGAAACAGUAGUUCUCAUAUCUUUUAUUGUGAUGGUGGUUACACUGUAUUUAAUUGCCCAUGAAAAAGUACAAUAUUAAUAGUGACUAUUCUGUUGAUUUGGUUUUAUGCAAUAUUUUAUACCUGUUACGUAACUGUUGUGAUCUUUAAUUCAGGGGCAAACUAUCUAAGGGCUCAUAUUUUAGGUUUAUGCAUUAUUUUUACAUUCUGUAUUCUGUAUCUAAACUUUUUUUAGUAUUGAUGCAUAUUUUAUAAGUACAUUUGACCUGUUACAGCAUUAUGACUUUCUGUACUUGCCUGUGGGAUAAUGUGCCAUUCCUAGACAUAUAAUGGAAGAUUUAGCAAAACCGGUCUAGAGGAAAAGGUGCUGAGUUGCCCAUAGCAACCAGUCAGAUCGCUUCUUUCAUUUUUGAAAAGGCCUCUGAAAAAAUGAAAGAAGCGAUCUGAUUGGUUGUUAGGGGCAACUCAGCAACUUUUUCUCUGGACAGGUUUUGAUAUAUCUCCCCCAUACUGUGCAGCUGUACUGUGCUUUUUCACUACUAUUAAAUCAUAUGAAAAUAAAAUGUGUGUUUUA